AAAAAGACAAAUUUAUAGCGCGUCAUAUAAGAGUUGGUUUCUAUGGUUCCGACACUGUUUGUUCAACUAUUUCAAAUAGCUAGAUAUUUGGCUACAGUUUACAAACAUUGAUGUCAGACUUAUUGAAAUAUGAGAAAGUUGGGAAUAUAGGGGAGGGAGCAUUUGGAAAGGCAAUACUUGUCCUAUCAAAAUCAGAAAACAUUCAUCGAGUGAUGAAAGAAAUCAAUAUUCGCAAAAUGACACUCAAGGAGCGAGAAGAAGCUCGAAAAGAGGUUUCUGUCUUAUCAAAAAUGAAUCAUCCAAAUAUAGUCCAAUAUUGUGAUUCAUUUGAAGAAUCUGGUUGGUUAUAUAUUAUCAUGGAAUAUUGUGAUCAAGGAGAUUUAUAUACUAAAAUUAAUAAACAAAAUGGUGUUCUAAUGCCUGAAUCAUUGAUUUUAGAUUAUUUUGUACAAAUCUGUUUAGCACUAAAACAUAUUCAUGAUAGAAUGAUCUUGCAUAGAGAUAUUAAAACACAAAAUGUCUUCCUUACAUCUAAAGGACGUUUAAAAUUAGGUGAUUUUGGUAUUGCUAAAGUAUUAAAUCAUACAUUGGAUUUGGCACGUACAUGUAUUGGUACACCAUAUUAUUUAUCACCUGAAAUCUGUGAAAAUAAACCAUAUGAUCAUAAAAGUGAUAUAUGGGCAUUAGGUUGUGUAUUAUAUGAAAUGACAACAUUAAAACAUGCUUUUGAAGCUGGUAAUAUGAAGAAUUUAGUAUUGAAAAUUAUACGUGGAACCUAUCCACCAGUUUCAUCAAAAUAUAGUUAUGAAAUAAGAAAUUUAAUUUCUCAAUUAUUUCGUCGUAAUCCAAGAGAUAGACCAAGUAUUAAUGCAAUCUUAAGGAAACCAUUUUUAUCAAAACGUAUCUAUCUUUAUUUAACAGAAACAGAAAUGGCAGAAGAAUUUAGUCAUACAGUGCUUCAUCAACAUUCUAAACGUAAAAAUGAUCAUCUAUCUAACAAUCUAAACUUGAUCAAUAAACACUUCAAACAGUCACAAAGUCACCAACACCACCAACAACAACAUCCAUUUCCGGUGAUUAAAAAGUCCAAGUUAAGUGAUGCUAUAAAUAAAAAAUUAUAUAAGAAAGCAGAAAAUAGCAAUAAUAGUAACAAUAGUAAUUCACAUGGAACAGUUUCUGAAGGUGAAUCCAAACGUCGGGAAUCAGUAAUCGAUGUGAAUCGUAGAAAACAAAGAGAAUUGAUGGAAAAACAGCGAUUGGAAGCUAGAAACAAAAUAAAAGAACAAGGUUGGAAACACUUAUUAGAUCAUUCACCUCUAUGUAUUACACCUGCUGUUAAUGAGAAAAAUAUGGUGAAUGUAAUUGGUGAUAAUCCUAAACUAAAAGAUGUAUAUUACAAACCAACUAUUCAUUCAACUAAUCAACCUUAUAAUUGUAAUCCUUCUUCAUCACCAAGUGUAAUUGUAGCUGAUGCAUUUACAAAAUAUAAACAAGAAAGAGAUCGUAUACAACAAAUAAACUGUAAAGAUUAUGAUAUUUAUAAUUGUGUUAAACAUUCAGAAGUUAUAACCCCAAAGCCCAUCGAUACGAUCUCGGUAUCGAUUCCAUCACAAUCUCUUGCAAUCGGUAUAGUAUCAACAACACCACAAACACCAUCAACACCUCAGAUCAACAUAAAACCAUCUUAUCUACAACCAUGUCAAGCUGUUCUACCGAUGAAACCGAAUGAUAUGUGCCCUAUACUCUAUCCAUGUAACAAGGAAAACAAUGUUACUACUAUUGACGACAGUAACAUUCAUGAUAAAAUCAAUAUUAUGAACAAUUGUAAUAAGAACAAUAAUAGUAUUGAUGAUAUUAUAAGUGAUCAAUGUCUCAGUGAGAAUGACAAAUAUGGAGACAAUAAAUAUCAACCAAUUUAUUCAAAGCCGUACGAAUCAAAUUUACGUAGAAAUGAACAAAUUCAAUCAGCAAUUAAACAAACCAAAUUAGUUGAAGAUUUUAUCUCUGUUAGACAACAAGCUGCAAUGAAUCGUGCACGUGGUGCUGGUCAUAUUAUGGGUGUAGCUGAUAUACUAGGCGGUUCACCAUUUGUAAAUCUUAACGAAAGAGGACGUAUACUAGAACAUCAAAGAGAGUUAAAAGCUUUGGAAGAGAAACGACAGAAGUUCGAAGCAUUAAAAAAACAAGCAGAAGAACGUGCUCGACUUUUAAAAGAACACCUAGAACGACGUAAGAAACAAGAGAAAGUUUUUGAACUAGAAAGAAAACAUCAACUUUUCAAGCUUGAACAGUUUGAGAGAUUAUGUACGCCACAAUGUAAAUUGGAUCAGAAACCGAUAGAAUACAAGUAUGUCAAUCCAAGUGAAUUAAAACCAUCUGAUAUUAUUAUCAAAGAGCCACAACCUCUAGAAGCGCCAAGUUUAAGUAUGGUUUUAGCUAAAUUAAAUGAAAUGCCUACUUUAACAAAAGUUGAUCAUUAUAAUGAUAAUUCAUUAGAAUUCAAUCAAAAUAUGGAUGAUGGUAAUGGUGAAGGAGAAGAAGAAGAAAGUUCAGCAAUUACAGAAGAUGAUCCAAAUUCCAAUUGUAGUUCUGUUCAUUCUUCAAAUAUACAUCAUAAAUGUAAUGCAAUACGUAAAAGAAAAGAUAAUAUUCUACGUAGAUUAAAUGCCAAAUCAACGGAUACUCGUAGUAAAUGGAGUAAAUUUUCAUCUAAUUAUAAACAUGAUACAAAUUUGAAAAAUUAUCUUUUACAUCAAGAGAAGAUUGAUGAUCCAUUGAAACAUUCAAUGACAAAAUAUCAAUUUAUGGAUUAUACAAUUUUAAAGAAAUUAGCUCAACGUACUUUAGAAACUAGUGGUUCAUCAAUGGAAUUAACUAAUUUACCAAAUCAUAAUGAAGUGCCAAUGGUAACAGGUUCUUCUGAUAAUCAAACAUUGAAUGAUAAUUCACAAUUGAAAACAAUAAUCACAACAAAAACGGAUCUUCAAAAUCGUCUUAAUGGUUUAGGAAGUCCUAUAAAAAAUGCUUGGCAAUUUGAUUUACAAGGAAAGGAAACUAACGUAACAACAAUAUCAGCAUCACAGCCGACAACAGCUAUUACUCCUAUAGCAACGACUGCAAACACCCCAUCCUCAUCCUCAUCAUCAUUAUUAUUGUCUAAUCUUCAUAAACCUUCUUUACCUGGUCCAAGUGGACCAGGUGGACCAAAUGUUAAUUUAACAGCUGAUUGUUUACAUCCAAUCAAUCAAUAUAAUAAUGAUCAUAAUCAUGAAGAUAAAACAAUCAAAGUAUCAGUUGAUUUAAACAUUACAGAUCAUUCAAAAUGUUCAUUUAAUAAUCGUAUGGCAACUUAUCGAUUAAAACAUCCGCGAAUCAUUAAUAAAUCUGAUGAGAAAUUAUUUGAAAAGGUGGAUUUUGUAGAUGAUCCAAUUUCAGAUCAAAGUAUAACAGAUAAUAAAGUGAAUCAAUCAUGUGAAUUAGAAGAUUUAGAAAAUGGUCAACUGAUUGUACAAAAUCCUUAUCCUAUGAAUACAUCUAAAGAAAUGAAUAGAUCUGGUUCAUUACCAAAUAUCAGUAAUUUUUUCCUAACUUCAUCAUCACCAACUGAUGUUCAAUUUAAACAAGUAUUAUCUAAACACAAUAAAGAUUCACAUGGAAAGUCGUUAUUGAAUUUACAAGAACAUCAGUCUAACAGUUGCAACGAUACCAAUAACAUAAAUAUUGACCAACAAAAUUAUCAGACAAAUGAAAUCAAUGAUUGGAAUAUCAAUGAAAAUACAGUAAUAAAUAGCAGCAAUCCAACAAUAAUUAAUCAACAUUUCAAAAACAUAUUAGAUAUAGAAGAUGAUGAACAAGAUAUUGAAUUAGUACGUCAAAGUAUGUUACAAGUCAUCUUGACUUCAAAUAUAAAUCAUUCUAAUGAUACCGUCUUAUCAUCCGAUGUAGAUAACGAUUGUUCCAAUAAUUCAACACUAUCAGAAUGUGAUAACCAAAGAUCAACGAAAUCAACAUUAUUCAAUGAUCAUUCUAUGAUAGAAGAAAAUUCUAUUGGUAAGAAUAAUGAAAUUCAUUCAGAAAACAUUCCAAGAUCAAAAUAUUCAUCAAGUCAAUUAUCCGAUUGUGAAAAUCUAAGUAACAUCAGAAAACGAUCAUUGUCAAUCAAUCUCCCUAUUCAACAAAUUAUUAAGAAUGAUCAACUAACUAAAGAAACUUCAUAUAAUAGUUAUACUGAAAUGAAUUCAGUAUAUAGACAAUCAUAUCAAAAUCAUACUCAUGAUGAUGUAACUAAUAAGAAUAAUGAGAAUACAAAUAAUAGUUUGAAUCCUCCUGAAGAUAUAACAUCAACUAGUAGUAAUCAAUUACGUAAUUUUCUUAAUCGAUUAGAUAAUGUUUCCAUUGGAUAUACAACUCAUACAACAAAAGAUGACAUUCGUUUAUUAGAUGAAAAGAAUACAGAUGAUGAAAUCACAGAAGAAUUAGAAGAUGAUGAUGUUGAUGUUGAUCAUGACAUAACCAUAGGAGUAAACUCUAAACAGAAUCAUAAAGAACCAUUGAAUGGUGAAUGUCAAGAAUCAUUUGUGAAUAUAUGCAAACCAGUUCAAGGUAAUCGUUUAGCUCGAGUAACAGAAGUGAAUGAAUCAGAUUUUGAACUAAGUGAAUAUGAUGUUGAUGAUUAUGAUGAUGAUGAUGAUGACGGUGAUGGAAGCCUUAGUGAUGACGACAAUGAUACAGACAGUGUUUUGGAUGAUUCCACUGAAUCGGAUAGUUUCAGUGAUAAUUCAUUCGUAAGUAAUAUAUCGAAAAACUUACAUAAACAAAAAAUGAAUGGAGAUAAUAAUAAUAAUAACCAUAAUGAAGCAUUACAUAACAAUAGUAUCAUAAAACCAACAAUCAAUAACAAUUCAUUAGGUGAUACACAAUUUCUUCGUUUAGAACAAAUGAGAGCUGAUCUAGAAGAAGAAUUAGGCUUUGAAUUAUUAAUUAAAGCUUACAAUGUUAUUCAGGCAUUACAAGAAGAUGAAGAUGAAACAAUUACUGAAAGUGAACAAAUUGUUACAAGUGUUUUAGGUGAAGAGAAAACACGAAUUUAUUAUGAUCGUAUUUUACAAUUAGUUCUUGCUGAUGGAGCUUAUAUGGAUGAUGAAUAAACUACAAUCCAUCAAUCAAUCAAUCAAUCAAUCAAUCAUGAAAAUAUAAAAUAAUUUUUAUUCUUAAAUCACUUUUUUCAAUAAGAAUUUAAGUAGUAUCAUAAUAAUCAUAAGAAGAAAAUUUGUAUAAUUUUCAUUAUUUUUUUUCUCUCAAAAACAUUUAUCAUUUUGUAAUCAUGUAUUAUGUAACAUUUCAACUAUUCUAAUCAUUAUUUAGUGCAAUUGAUCAUUUACCAUACACAAACACACACACACACACACUUGCUUACUUAUGCCUGUUACUACUCCCAAUGAAGUAUAACCCCCCUACCCCCCUACAUACACACACACAAUGUUUAUCUUGUAAUCUUGAUGAAAAUUAUUCAAUGAAUACAUUAUCUUUAUAUAUUCA
Molecule: messenger RNA, 5538 nt
Organism: Schistosoma rodhaini
Lineage: Eukaryota; Metazoa; Platyhelminthes; Trematoda; Strigeidida; Schistosomatidae
Source: the annotation of a GenBank genome assembly